AUGGACUCGUCCGGACUGUUUCGGGUGGAUGGCAUGGUGGCUGUCAUCACCGGUGGUGGAAGCGGUAUUGGAAACGUUAUGGCUAGGGCUUUUGCGGGGGCUGGAGCAAAGAAGAUCUAUAUUCUAGGACGACGACGAGAGACUCUCGAAACGGCCGCCACUGCGCAUCCCAGUAUUAUUCCUGUACAAUGUGAUAUUUCGACUAAGGAUUCCCUCCAAUCCGCAGUUGACUUUAUAACAAGAGACAUCGGCUACGUAAACCUAUUUAUCGCCAACUCGGGUGCUCUCGGUCCACUAGCAUCCUGGACUAGGGGAGCAUCCGUCUCAGAGCUUCGGAAGAAUCUAUUUGAAGACACUUCCAUGGAGGAGUUCAGCAACGCCUUCCACGUAAACGUGACUGGUACCAUGUUCUCCAUAUUUGCAUUUCUCGAACUCUUAGAUGCGGGUAACAAACAGGCCUUGAAAGGGGGGUUCGGAGCUCCGAUAAAGAAAGGCAGUGAUGUUCCUUCGAUCCAGAGCCAGGUUAUCAUCACCAGUAGCAUCUCGGCAUUUAGUCGAACGUUCUUGUCUCCGCCUGCUUAUGCGGGAAGCAAGUCAGCGCUUAUCCAUCUUACCAAGCACACAAGUACGGGUCUCAACGGGCACGGCAUCAGAGUCAAUGCGCUUGCCCCAGGGCUAUUCCCUUCCGAGCUAGCAGCGAAUCUGAUUGGAUCACGCGAUCCAGCUACAGAGUCGGUUGACGAUCCUAAAUUUAUUCCGGCUAGAAAAUUCGGAAGUGAUGAUGAAAUGGCUGGCGCUGUCCUCUAUCUGGCCAGCAAGGCAGGUUCUUUCUGUAACGGAUUCAUCCUCGUCAACGACGGCGGAAAGCUAUCGACCAUGCCGGCCGAUUAUUGA
Messenger RNA from Daldinia childiae, 894 nucleotides. RefSeq names its product Zerumbone synthase. NCBI's taxonomy places the organism in Eukaryota, Fungi, Ascomycota, Sordariomycetes, Xylariales, Hypoxylaceae. Bases 1 to 894 code for a protein of 297 amino acids. The transcript has 4 exons. The record is from RefSeq and is a predicted model, not a curated record.